Molecule: messenger RNA, 3955 nt
Organism: Drosophila guanche
Lineage: Eukaryota; Metazoa; Arthropoda; Insecta; Diptera; Drosophilidae
Gene: Cap-D3
Exons: 7
Coding region: 1-3846 (1281 amino acids)
Biological process (GO): mitotic chromosome condensation; meiotic chromosome condensation
Cellular component (GO): condensed chromosome, centromeric region
Molecular function (GO): histone binding
Source: RefSeq, a predicted model, not a curated record
AUGUCCGAGUUGAAUAGUAUUUUCAGUGAUUUAAGCGCGAAUUAUGUGCCCCGCCUGCAGUGGGUCGAUGUCGAGGAGUGGCUGUACGGCGAGACAGCAAGUGCGGAUGAAGGCAGUGAGGGCGCCCGCCAGUUCUGGUCGCUGUCGAUCUGUGGCCAAGAUAGCCGCCAGCAGGAGAGCCAACUGCAGACGCUUCGGGAAUUGGCGGGCGUCAUUCGGUCGAUGCGCCAUGACAUCAGCAGUAGCUACAGCAAUACCCACGACAACUGGUCGAACAUUAUAAGUGUCUCCCCAGCCAGUGCAUAUCUCUCGUACAUCUACACCGUCGUGAGCCUCUCCAUUACGCCCGCGAACAUACUGGAGGCGUCUCCCGGUGUACUCAAUCAGAAUCUCAACCUACAGCUGUCCCUGAAUGCGGCCAGCACGUACCUGCUGACACUCACCAUUCCGGGGGCCAAGCGCUAUGCCAUCUUUGACGAGGACGUCAUCGAGCACUUGUUAAAGCUGUUCAGCCUGCUUGAGCAGAAUACGAACCGCAGCGUUUUUGCCGACACAAUAUGGAUGCUCUUUCUGACAAUAUGCGAUGACAUGAAGCUGGUCUUUCGCUAUGUGCACUUCAAGGAGCAUCUCAAGCUACGGGACAAGAUUAUCCGAUGCCUCUUGGAGAUUCUUUACAUGAAUUUCCAAAGGGGCUAUCAAAAUGCACGUGCUCCCGCAUUGCACGCCAAGUGCUACGAACUAUUUGACGAAAUAACCAACGAGCACAAUGGAGAAGUCUAUGACACACUGCAUUUGUUAAUGCAACGAUCAUUUCCCAUGCACAUAUUCACGGACAGCCCACAGAACAUUGGCAGCGGACGACGGGGCGGGCAGAUGCAGAGUGGCGAGCACAUAUCGGAGUGGUUUAUUCAGCUCAUAGAGAAAUAUCCCGACAUCUUAGCACAAAUAUUGCACUUGUAUAUUAAGUGUGUGGUUUCCAAUCCUCUAAAGGCGUGGAAAACCGCCGAUGAGAAGAUUGCCAUUGGCUACGCGGCCAAAUACGACAGCAUUCUGUAUGCCAAAUGCAAUAAAUCAUGCGCAGAUUACCUCCUGGAAGCCGUAAAGGCAGACGAUGCGGUGGGCAUCCAAACCCGCGCCCUAGAUCUUAUCGAACGCAUCUUGCUCCAACAAACCGAAGUCGAGUGGAGCAUUUUUCGUUACGAUGUCUCCAAGGUGCCACGCGAAGUGCCGCUGCUGGUUGAAGUGAUGCGUUGCCUCAACGACAGAACCUUCAGCGUGCGCCGCAAGGCCUGCCAAGUGCUCAUCUCUGCCCUGAAGCAGGGCUCCCCCACGACCAGAAAAAUACUCGAGGAGAGCAUCCGUUUCGUUCAGUUCGAUGCCACCAAUGUGGAGACCCUGGCUGAGCCGUCUGUCGAGCAGCAUGAACUGCGUUUCGUGAAGCCGGACAUACAGCAGUGUGCCUAUAGUUUCGAGGGCUAUGAACAACUGGAGACGGAGGUUAAGAAUCUUCCUCAAAUGAUCUAUGAGCGCUUUCUGGAGGCGGACAAUGGGCUGGCCCGCACCUCGGGCAUAGCUCUGCUCGAGCGCCUGGUGCUGGUCAAUCCUCUUAUCAUUUACAAUACGAAUUUCGUGCGAGAAACCAGCCUCCUGGCCGUGGAUCGGCUUGCCUCGGUGCGCAAAGCGGCGCUGGAACUAAUGGAAACUCUGCUGGAGGCGUAUCCCAAUUGCUUCGCUUUGAUUUGUGUCUAUUGUCGAAUUUGGUCGUGUCUGCUCAGCGAUGAGGAUGUGGCACUGCAAAAGCUAGCCAUUCAGAGUUUCAAUCAGACUGUUUUGAAGAACAUUCAACCCAUGGAUUAUUCCAAUGAACCAAAACAUUUUAUGCCCUGGCGUAUUGUUAGUACGCUGACAAUGACACAACCACGAGCCUAUCUGCAGGAGCGUUUCGCUAUGCUGCUGGAAAGAGAAACAAUUGUCACACCCCAGCUGAUCAAGGUAAUCAUUUCACAUUUAUCCACAUCAACGGACACGGAUGCAUGGGUUCUGUUGCUGCUUCUGUCCAGCCGCAUAACCAACAACAUGGAUGCUCUGAUUGUCAGUUUCAAUGAGCUUUCUUCGUACAACAUGAAGGCCAAUCAAGUGCUGGCCCUGCAGCUCAUCAUUUGCUGUCUGUCCAACUUCUCCAAGCCAGCAUUAAAUCAGCUUUUCCAGCGUCUGCUCGAGGCUCUGCGCAAAGGCAACAUUUGGCUGGGUCUCAUUUCGAGUGCCGUCAAUCUAAUCAAUCAAAUCUACCAUUUGUCCGAUAGUCAAGCACCGUCCGCUGGCUCCGAUGCCUCGCCAAACUGGCAGCUUACUCUACUGGAUGAACUCACGGAGAACAUCGUGGCCAGUGCUCAAAAUUUCCAGGCUGAACACACGCGUUUGCAGUGCCUGUUGGGCGCGUACACGGAAAUCUUGGUGAUGCUGCCGCAGUCGGUAGACUAUCGCGUCAAGGAGAUUGUAUUCAAGUACCUGCGAGAGUGCACCAAGCUGAAGGAAUCCCAGUUCGACACGGACAACGAACGCAUGACCAACUGGAUGAUUGUGAUAGCUGGACGUCUGUGUCUGCGCGAGCAUCGACUUGCCAACGAAGUAUCGGAGCUCUAUCAGAUCAUAUUGACGAAGAACGACCGGCCGCAGAUCAUUAAUACCACACUCAUAGCCGUCAAUGAUCUGGGAAAGAAACAUCCAAACAUUUUGGAGCGCAAUUUCCAGUGCAUUCUGGCCAAAAUGCAUUCAAAGUUUGCCAUGACUCGGGUGCGCUCAUUCCGCUGUGUGAAGGAUGUGAUACUCUCGGGCAUUAUUAAGCUAAAGGGACCCAUUCUCAUAUCCAUGCUGGCCGCCCUGGUGGACGACAACGCUGAGGUGGCACGCGAGGCGGAUGCAUUCUUCAUACGCUACAAACGGCUGCACGAGAAGACGGUGUUUGUGCAGUGUCUCAGAGAGUCUCCUUUCUAUCUCAAUGGUCAGGCGUAUCAGAAGGGUGUGGAACCGAUCAACACCCGCUACCAGUCGCCCCUGAAGGGUGCCAAGAUGGUAAAAAGUCGGCGGCUUCUGUAUAAUCACAUUAUGUCCACAAUAGAUGAAAACACUUUGCUGCUGUACUUUGGACAACUAAAGCUGUUGGCGGAGAAAAGCAAAGACGAAGAAUUUGUGAAAUCCAACGACGCCUUGGCCGUCAUCCAGGAUCUGCUUUUCAUUAUGCGUCGCAUUUGUUAUCUCACGAAGGGUAAAAGCAAACAGCAAGGUGCCCGUGCCGAUGGUGAGAAUAGCGAUGAAGGUGAACAGGAAGCAGAGGCACCAGCAGCAGCAGCAGGAACAGCUGUAGGUGCCGCACCAGCGAGAGGGCGUGGACGUAAGCGUGUGGACACGGAGGACCCACAAAAACAAUUGGAGCGAUGUCUGCGCUAUGUGGAGGAAACACAUAGAAACCUUCAAACGGUCAUGGGCCCCGAUCUACAACAUUCCUUUGACAGCAUGUGCCAGGCGUUGGCCACGCGCUUUCCCAGCUUAAUUGACUUUGCACAGCCGGCAAAAUUCUGGCAAAAAUAUCGCUCUGCAAAACCAACAAAGACAAAAGCCAAACGCAAGCGCCGCACUGCGGACGAGGCUGAGUCUGAUGCCGAUACAGAUGAAGAGGAGGAGGAUGCUGCUGGAACUGCAGAGGGUGAAAGCGACAGUGACAAUGAGCUGCCAUUGGAGCGGCACAAGAGUGGCACACCAGCAGCCGGAGGGUCGAGUCGUGGGCAGCGUAGAAACAGCUGCGAUAUGCUGGUAACGGAGUUGAUCUUUCAUCCACCCGACUGGUAGCUCAGGGCCAAGUUUUGGCCUGCCACAAAAGACUUAGUUAAUUGUUAAUUCGAAAAUUAUGCAUUUCAAAAUUGUAAAUACAAUCAUUAAGCAAUCAUUUCUUGUCACA